Messenger RNA from Pomacea canaliculata, 2985 nucleotides. RefSeq lists its product as uncharacterized. The transcript has 2 exons. The record is from RefSeq and is a predicted model, not a curated record. NCBI's taxonomy places the organism in Eukaryota, Metazoa, Mollusca, Gastropoda, Architaenioglossa, Ampullariidae. Bases 362 to 1585 code for a protein of 407 amino acids.
GGUUCUCAUAACUCGCAGCAUAAAUAUUCGUUAUAAAUGAGAUCUUCUGCAGUAAACUAGGAGUUAAAGACAGAACAUGUAAAUAACACCGUGCACAUUAAAAUUUGGCAUAAAACUACGAAUAAAGCAAUCAUUAUGAUAACGAGACACAUAAAUAUAAUAGUGCAGGUCAAAUGAAAUCUUCCUGAGAUCAUAACUAGGUCCCUGCGACCCUAUUAGUGGACCAGCGACCACGACAGAAGUAUAUAUCUGGUAGUCAACAGAUAAAAUUCGUCUGCAAGUGUGCCCGUGGUACCACGUAAGCAACUUGUAAUAGCAAAGGGUAUCGGCAGGUUCCAGAAAUGAGGGUGGAUGUGAUGUGAUGUCUUUACAGAGGAAGAUCAACUUUUGUGGGGGACGUUACAUUUCAGCAGAAAUUGAUCUCCCUGACUGUGCUCUCAUCACAGAAUAUGUACCUCAAUCUCAUGGGGAAUUAAAACCGUUAAGAACUGACAGAAUUACAGGUGGUAGAUUACCACAUCCUAUAAUUGGUUUCCCACAAAUAAUUUGUUACGAAGGGAAUUUGGUAGUUGUCCAGCUUCUAGUUGGAAGAGAAAUUUAUCUACAUUUCCUUGUCAUUGAUUUGUCAGCAAAGCAGUAUUUUGUAUUCAAAGAUGACGUCAAGCAUUUUAAGCCUGACAUGCUUCUGAAAGGAAGCAUCCAGUGCCAUUUAAGUCCAGAUGGUCACUGUCUGUUACUCCGAUUACCAGUGUCGGUGCUCAGGCCUCGUGCUGCCUCACUUUCUUUGACAGCUAAGAAACUUCAUGGAGAUGAACCUAUCUCAGCAGAAAAUCCUGUUCUGAGCACCAGUAAACUACAUAAGUUUCAAGAUCGCAAGUUCAAGAUGAUAGCAUUUGAUCCUCGAUUUCCAAGGAGACUUUUGAGCAUGAAGCCAAAUGAGUACUGCACCAGGUGUGAAAUCCUUGUUCAAGAUCUAAACACCAGAAGCAUAAUUUUUAACAAAACAGUGCCACUACCUGAUCCUGUUGACUUGCUUCACAGACACUCAGCUCAACAGAGGACAAGAUGCAGUGCAGCAGAUGAAGAAGUCAAUAGCAACUGUGACUCUGAUGAAGAGCAUGAGGGACAGUAUUAUUUGGACUUGGUUUCCUGUACCACGGAAUACUCUCGUGCAGGCGAUCGUAUCGUCAUGUGCUGCCAUGUAGCAGCAGGUCAAAACCUUCAGUAUUUGAGAGUUCUGAUCUUUGACUCGGACUUGUUUAUGUGCAUUGACCAACAUACCCAUAAACUCCCUUCAAGUAUGGAUCUAAAAACAACUAAACCUUUCCUGAUCAGUUUUACACCUUGUGAUUCCAAAUCAACGUGUUUCAGUUUAUUGGGAACUGUGGCAAAAUUAGAUAUACAUUACCUGGCAUUACAAUCCCAAGAAAUAUUACUCUGCAAGCAAUCUGCCGCAUUGCAGUACUGCGUAACCUUCAACCUGGAAGGGAUUUAUCUUUCUUGCCAAUGCCUUGCUUUUUUGUCCAUUACCUUCACUUUAACACCUACAGGCACCAUCUUGCACAGCAACAAAAAUAGAGCAUAGAUGUAUAUCUUGGUCUUGAUAUUUACGUUUUGAGAUGUUAAAAAAUGAAACAUCUGUAAACAUACAGUUUGGGAAGUGGCUGCUAUAGGCAAUGCUUAUAAUGCUGUUUUGAUCUUAGUGGUGCCUGGGAAAUGAAAUUGUGCAGUUCGCAAUCUUCCCCCAUAGUGUUAAAAUAUUGUGCAACUGUGAUGUGCAGAUAAGGUGCAUGACACUUGGUACAGGGCAAAGUACCAGUCCAGACUGCUCCAUGUGAUGUGCAGACUAGCACAUGACGCAGGCAGGAAAUGAGUUUAAAUUUGCUUUUUAAUUUCUUUACCAAUACAUAUUUGAGGAAAGCCCCAUCAGGGAAUUACAUGACAUGGCCAAGACCGAUUCAAGUGCAGUAGAAUGCAGCAUGACCCAAACAAGUAUGCUAAGAUCUGAGUUUUUCCUCCAAGCUGUACUGAAUUUGUGGUGUUACAUAAUAAGGGUGAGGGGAGGGGGAAGGAAUAGAUGUUUUACAAGCCAGUAACUAAGGCUAUAUCAAGACAAAGCAGCCAGCCCUGUAAACAGAUGCCAUGUAGUGUUAAAGAAUAAACUACUGAAUUUGCAGUUAUAUUUAUGUUUGAAAGAUUCUAGGUCAGACAAUUUUUUGGUCUGAAUGUUAUUGUACAUUAAUAGUGUGCAUGCUGACAAAUAUCCCUUACAUAUGAAACAUGCAAUCUGUAUCAGUUUGGGUUAUUUACAUUGUAACAUCCUCUGUUGCAGCUUGAGACAAAUCCCAUAUGCAGUCUUUUUGAUCAAUGAAUGUGAUGGAAAGCUUUACAGUUAAAAUUAAAACUUCCUGAUUGUCUUAUAUUGGACUGAUUGCAAGAGGUUAAAGCAGUCUUAGCAGCUCGCCACUCCCCAAAACUUAAAGGGGGAGAGAGAGGGUGAGGAAUUGUUUUAUGCUGAGCCAGAAACUAAAGCUAUUAGCUUAGCAAGGCAGCCAGGCCAGUAAACAGAUGAAAGAUGCAGAGAAAGAACAGUGUGCUUUAGACAAGAGCUGAACCCAGGACAGCCAACCCUCACUGACUGUCCAACAGCCCCCCCCCCCCCCCCCAAAAAGAGAAAAAUUGUCACAACUUUCUGCUCUCAUAUGUUCACUCAAGGCACAUAAUCACAGAAGUCUUACCUGUGCUACAGCUUGUCCUUUAUUGUUUGUUCAGGCAAAAUGUAGCCAAAAUUUCACUUCAAAUUGUAAAAUGUUUGUUGCAUUUCAGGAAGUAACCUUGAUAUAUAUUUUUUUUAACAAGUCUGUCAGUAUCGCUGUCUUUCCAUCAGAUCCUCAUUGCACAAAAGAGCUCCCAAAACUUCAGUGACCUUAUUUUGAUGAUCAUCUGCAGCAUGUCUGGCAGUAGUGACCGGGGCACUACCACGAU